This is a messenger RNA of Hippopotamus amphibius kiboko, 1926 nucleotides long. RefSeq names its product eukaryotic translation initiation factor 3 subunit J (gene EIF3J). Bases 110 to 982 code for a protein of 290 amino acids. Gene Ontology annotation, molecular function: translation initiation factor activity. The record is from RefSeq and is a predicted model, not a curated record. Lineage: Eukaryota; Metazoa; Chordata; Mammalia; Artiodactyla; Hippopotamidae. The transcript is spliced from 9 exons. Gene Ontology annotation, cellular component: cytoplasm; eukaryotic translation initiation factor 3 complex.
GCCCCGCGCCGGCCAACGAGAGCAGCUCCAGUGACUCACCUCCGCCGUGCUAACUCCUCGCUCGCUCUCCGCUCGCUCUCCUCUCACUCGCGCUCACACCCGGCUCGAGAUGGCGGCGGCGGCGGCGGCGGCGGCGGCGGGGGACUCCGACUCCUGGGACGCGGACGCGUUCUCGGUGGAAGACCCGGUGCGGAAGGUGGGGGGCGGCAGCACCGCCGGCGGGGACCGCUGGGAAGGCGAGGACGAGGACGAGGACGUCAAGGAUAACUGGGAUGAUGAUGAUGACGAAAAAAAAGAGGAAGCAGAAGUAAAGCCAGAAGUAAAAAUUCCAGAAAAGAAAAAAAUAGCAGAGAAGAUAAAAGAGAAAGAACGGCAGCAGAAGAAAAGGCAAGAAGAAAUUAAAAAGAGGGUAAUCCAGUUUCACGUCAACUUAUCACCCAGUAGUUUUAGUGUCAUUGAUGAUCAUUGUCUAAUUAUUUCUUCAGAGAUUGCAGAAAUGUUAGAAGAACCAGAAGAACCUAAAGUGCUAACACCAGAAGAACAAUUAGCAGAUAAACUGCGGCUAAAGAAAUUACAGGAAGAGUCAGACCUUGAAUUAGCAAAAGAAACUUUUGGUAUUAAUAAUACAGUUUAUGGAAUAGAUGCUAUGAACCCGUCUUCAAGAGAUGACUUCACAGAGUUUGGAAAGUUACUAAAAGAUAAAAUUACACAAUAUGAAAAGUCACUAUAUUAUGCCAGUUUUUUGGAAGCCUUAGUUCGAGAUGUGUGUAUUUCAUUGGAAAUUGAUGACUUGAAAAAGAUUACCAAUUCAUUGACUGUACUUUGCAGUGAAAAACAGAAGCAAGAAAAGCAAAGCAAAGCCAAAAAGAAGAAGAAAGGUGUGGUUCCUGGAGGGGGAUUAAAGGCCACCAUGAAAGACGAUCUGGCAGAUUAUGGUGGUUAUGAUGGAGGAUAUGUACAAGACUAUGAAGACUUCAUGUGACAUUUUAUCUUCUCCUGGUGUCUUCUUUCUGUUGCCCACAAUCCCUUCAACAUGUAGCACAACUUCCUUUCCUUUCAGUUCUGCCAAAUGCUACAAUCAGAAGUGCAGUAUCUUUUGUGCUGGUUAUUUAACCCCUUGACACUUAGGUGCUAAUGUGCAAAUGAGGGAACUUGGAUCUUGCUGCCAAGGGGUUAAAAUUGGGAACCUCUGUUGCUACUAAAUCAUAGUUUCAAAAAACAAACCUGAUGUUGUCAUUGUUGCUGUCUGAUUCCAUAGCAGCAGUCACUAAAUUGGAAACAAAGGUUGCAACAUGACAAAAAAUUGUGUAGUAUUUACCAGCACCAUUCAGUAAUACAGCCUUAACCAUACCUCCUUGAACUACUUCAUAACUUGUCAAGAAAAGCAGUCUGCUGCAAGGGCAUGUGGUGUGCACCUAGUAUUAAAAUUGCUUUGUCUUAAAAUUGAGCGUGAGGAUAUUAAAAAUACAUUGUGAAGAAGACUGCUUAUCUCAGAGUGAAGAUAUGGAGACUGAAAAGCACUAGUUUGAUACUUAAAAAUUAAAUGACCAAAACCCUCCAACUUUGAAGCUGAAGAAGGUAAAUCUCUCCAUUAUUGCAUUACCAAGUUGUGGAAUCUCUUGAAUGCACAGACUGUCUAGUUUCUAUUUAUCAGCCUAUUCUCCUGAUGGAGUUCUUCAGAUGGGGGAGGGAAACUCCUUACCUGUUUAUUUGCCUGAUUUAAGUGUCUAAGAAACAAAUCUUUGUUCUUCGAGGCUGCAGUGAAACAACUUUAACAGGGUUUUGGCAUUUUCUUUCCUUUAUAAAACAUGCUCAGCAAACUGCACCAGUAACUACAGUUUGGUAAAUUGUUAUGUUAACAAUUAUGACAUCUGCAAUGUUUUAUAAAGCAACUAAUUUAAUAAAGUCACUAUUGUGAGGACUUAA